Molecule: messenger RNA, 2276 nt
Organism: Echinops telfairi (small Madagascar hedgehog)
Lineage: Eukaryota; Metazoa; Chordata; Mammalia; Afrosoricida; Tenrecidae
Gene: EMX2
Product: empty spiracles homeobox 2
Exons: 3
Coding region: 257-979 (240 amino acids)
Biological process (GO): brain development; central nervous system development; regulation of DNA-templated transcription
Molecular function (GO): DNA binding; DNA-binding transcription factor activity, RNA polymerase II-specific
Source: RefSeq, a predicted model, not a curated record
UCCCCUCUCUCCAGGUUGGGCGCGUUUGGUGCAAGAUUCUCGGGAUCCGCGGCGACGCCGCUCCUUCCCCUCCCCCCUCCUCUCCUUUUUCCUUCCCUUCCCUUUCUUUCUUUCCUCCCCCCAGCCCCCACCGCCCCAAACAAACAAGCCCCCCAUUCGCGUCGCGUCGGUGCUCGCCGCGGGCAGCGGGCGGAGGAGGCAGCGCGCCGCGGUCGCCCGGAGCCGGGAGCCCCGGGCGCCCGCUUCUUGGCGCAGCAUGUUCCAGCCGGCGCCCAAGCGCUGCUUCACCAUCGAAUCGUUGGUGGCCAAGGACAGUCCCCUGCCUGCUUCGCGCUCCGAGGACCCCAUCCGCCCCGCGGCGCUCAGCUACGCCAACUCCAGCCCCAUCAACCCGUUUCUCAACGGCGUCUACUCCAACCCGGACUUGGUGUUCGCCGAGGCGGUGUCGCACCCGCCCAACCCCGCCGUGCCGGUGCACCCGGUGCCGCCGCCGCACGCGCUGGCCGCCCACCCCCUGCCCUCCUCGCACUCGCCACACCCCCUCUUCGCUUCUCAGCAGAGGGACCCGUCCACCUUCUACCCCUGGCUCAUCCACCGCUACCGGUAUCUUGGCCACCGCUUCCAAGGGAACGACACCAGCCCAGAGAGCUUCCUUUUGCACAACGCGCUGGCCCGCAAGCCCAAGCGGAUCCGAACCGCCUUCUCCCCGUCCCAGCUUCUGAGGCUGGAACACGCCUUCGAGAAGAACCACUACGUGGUGGGCGCCGAGAGGAAGCAGCUGGCUCACAGCCUCAGCCUCACGGAAACUCAGGUAAAAGUAUGGUUUCAAAACCGAAGGACGAAGUUCAAAAGGCAGAAGCUAGAGGAAGAAGGCUCGGAUUCACAACAAAAGAAAAAAGGGACGCACCAUAUUAACCGGUGGAGGAUCGCCACCAAGCAGGCCAGUCCCGAGGAAAUAGACGUGACCUCCGACGACUGAAACUCCAAACAGCACCCCACAGAAACGGACAAGAAGCAGAACAGGCAGGGAGCGAAGACAAACCUACAGAACAAAAUCCCACAACGCCCGCGCGCGCGCGCACACACACACACACACAUCCACAGAGAAGGGGAGAGGGAGUCCAGGGAGUGGCGACCACGGGCCUCAAAACGAGGCAGAGGAUGGCGGAGUCUCCUUCAUCACCAUGCAACCCUCCUUUAUAGAGGCAGCUGAGUGAGUGCGUGCGUGAACAAGUGAGAGAGAGAGAGAGAGAGAGAGAGAGAGAAUCCCAGCGUGGCCCAGCGGACCGCGCUGGAGCAGGGGAGCUGUCAGUCAAAAGCCAAACCAGCUAGACAUCCCGAUUGGCAGGUACUCCGUUUUUAAUCGCAGUCCAUUAAAAGAAAAAAAAUGAUGGCAAUGAUGAUCAAAACCAAACCAACUCGUCUAGGCACCGGACUUUUUUUUAUUUGCACUUCGCAGUAAAGAAUCCGUAAUAAUAAGGUUCAAAAUUCCAUCUCCAGCCUCAUUCCCACACCUGUUUCAAAAACUUGAAUUGCAUGUAGCAGUGGUUGGGCGAAUGGUGUCUAAAGACAGAAAAUGAAUUGUAAUUUGCUUUUCCUUUGAAAGACAAGUUCUGUGUGUUUUUCAUUUGGAUCCCCCCCCCCUUCGGAGACAUGUGCAGUGUGUAAACGCUUUUUGAUACCUUCUGAUGUCAAAGUGAUUGUGAAAGCUAAGUGAGGUAGGCUCCAAAUAGUGGUCCUCUUAAGGAGUGCCGGGCAGGGAGCAUGUAGGGGCUGGGGGUGACAGGAGGGUCCCUACAAUGGAGUCAGGACUUGUGCUGGAAAAACAAACAAAUAGACAAACCCAAACCCAAAACAACAAAAACUAAAUUAGUUCAAUUUAUUGGACACUCUCAUUUCUAACAUCCCGAGGUUUACAACCAUGAAGGCAAUAUCUCCCUUUGGUGGUUGGAGAAAUUGGCCUGUCCAACCAUUCACCCGUAGAGGCCAUUCCAAACAUAAACUCGAUCUCUUGUGAAAACUGAAGGACUGUAGUUAGUGGGGAUGAUAAGUGUGGCCAAGGACGCGGCGAUAAGUUUUCAAGCACUGAGUUUCUAUUCCAAGAGCAUAGAUUUACUAAAGAGAGUGGCAAAUGCUUCCUUAAUGUCUUCUAUACCAGAAUGUAAAUAUUUUUGUGUUUUGUGUUAAUUUGUUAGAAUUCUAACACACUAUAUACUUCCAAGAAGUAUGUCAAUGUCAAUAUUUUGUCAAUAAAGAUUUAUCAAUAUGCCCACAGA